Molecule: messenger RNA, 2911 nt
Organism: Cuscuta epithymum
Lineage: Eukaryota; Viridiplantae; Streptophyta; Magnoliopsida; Solanales; Convolvulaceae
Source: the annotation of a GenBank genome assembly
CUUAGAAAGAAAAGAGAGCAAAGGAAAGGGAAAAGAAGGAAAGAAAAGAGAGAAAGUAAAGUCGGGAGUAGGAGAGAAAAGAUAUAUAGCGAGGGAGAGAAAGAAAGGAAAAGUGCGAGAGAAAAGAGAGAAGAAAGGGAAGGAUGCUCAAUCGUCGCCGGAAACCGCCGGACUGGGUCCCACACCGGAGGUAGAACGCCGUCGCUGCUGUAAGAGUAACUAGCGCCAGAGGAGGAAAAAUGCCGGGGUGAUUGCUAGGCUAUGUCUCCGAGUCUCCGUCUGGUCCUUAGAUUAUCAACCGGUCAUCCCUUCCAUCGUGAAGGAGUUAAAAGGUGAUUGCGGUGAAGACCGAAAUAACAAGUUGAAUAAGAGUGUCAAGAUUCGAGGUGAUGAUGAAUAUGUUGAUUGAUGAUUUGCAUGGUCUUGAGAGCGGUUGAGAUAUACCUUAGUCAAACCUAGUCAAGAAUUAUUAUUCAAUUAUGUUAAACACUUGUUUUACUUUGUUUAAUUUUGUGAUUGCCUGUGCAUUCGGUUAAGAGAUGACCGGAUGUGGCGGUAACACCCAUUUCCCAAUUAAUGUUAUUUCCGCUGCAAAACGAUUUAUUUGUUUUGAAAGGAUAAAUCAAGUUUAUUAUGAAUAAAUAUAUUAUUUCAAGUAAUAUUUUGGGAGGGAAAAUGGGGGUGUUACAAAUUGGUAUCAGAGACUUUGAUUGUUAAACUGGGGAUUUUUAAACAAAAACUUUCUCUUAGGUGAAUAUGGUUUCCAAAAAGAUUUUAUAACCUUUUUUUUGCGAUUUUCUAAAAUUGUUUUUAAAGCUAUAUUUUCUUAGACAUAUGAAUUUUUUUUCCAAGAAGUUUAUUUCUAAAUGUUUUCAAAAAGCUUAUGACAGAUUCCCAAAAGUUUUUUUUAAAGAAAAAAAAAACUUAGGAAUAAUAAUUGGACUAAGGAAAUAUUAAAUUUAGGAUCGUGGUGAGAUUGUGAGAUUUAUAUUUUUUUGGAACUUGAUAUUAAUUUGAAAUAGGCACAUUUGUGAUAUAUUCCUAUAUACAUGUCUAGAAAAGACUUAAAGCUAGUGAGGAGAAAUCUAUGAUGUCGUAUGGGCACAUUUGCUCCUAUGUGUUUGAUUUUGUAAAAAAAAAAGAGAGAGAGAGAGAGAGACAGUAAGAGUGUCCUAUGAAAUUUUAGGAUUAUAUAUGCUUCAGGGACGAAGCAUUCUUUCAAGGAGGGUAGAAUGUGACACUCCGUAAAUUUAAUACUAAUAAAGAUACGGAAUUUGUUAAUUGCAUUUGUAGGUAUUUUUCAUUAUAUAACUUAUGUUUCGGGACGAAACAUCUUUUAAGGGGGAUACAAUGUGACACCCCGAAAAUUUAAAUAAAAUAAAUAAAUUUAUUAGUCAGAUAAAAUGUUACGAAAGUCACAUUUUUAUAAUUAAGUGAAUCAGAUAAAAUUUUAACAUCGGUGACAACUUUAAUCAGAUAAAAAUGUUUCAAUAAUAAAAGUGACAUUUUUAUAAUAGUUGUGUUGACUAGAUAGGACCUUAACUUAAAUGAUUAAAGUGACGUUUUUGAAACAAGAGAUAAAUAUAGGUAUGAUAUAAAUAAUAAAAGUGAGUCAAGUGACAUUUUAACAACUUUAAUGCAAAAAUAUCGGUUAAUAAUAUGCGUAUGAAAGUACACUAAAUACCACACAAAAAUAACUCUUGGGACCUAAUAUAUACAUGUAUACAUAAUAGUAAAAUACUUGCCAUAACUAUAGUAUACCCCAUGCGUACUAAUAAUAUAUAUAAAACGAGUAUAACAAUAAUUUAGAUAAAACCAACGACCAACACACAUGACUAUGCAUGUAUAUGUCAAAACUUGUGAGAUAAGUCCAAAGAUAAGAAAAGUAUAGUACUACCCGGUCGUACGAUUCUAAUAAUAGUAGGCACAUGGGAUUCUAUACAACUUACUACUCCUCAAUGAUACACCUAGCAAUACACAUCAAAACAAACGUACUGAGACACAUGCAAGGCUAGCUGGGUCGACGGCAAUUAAUACGGAGGAAGUAUAACGCCAAAAAAUAAUAUACUGCGUACACACACAUAUCUUCAUAAACCCACCCAUAUCUUUUGGAGACAAAACCUACGAUGCGUAUUGUAUGCAAUGUACUUAACCUUAGCCUGGAAGCAGUGUUUAAAAAAAAGCAGUCACCCGAUCGACCCUCACUGCAUAUACCCAAAACGAGCGAAUGACUUAGAAAGAAAAGAGAGCAAAGGAAAGGGAAAAGAAGGAAAGAAAAGAGAGAAAGUAAAGUCGGGAGUAGGAGAGAAAAGAUAUAUAGCGAGGGAGAGAAAGAAAGGAAAAGUGCGAGAGAAAAGAGAGAAGAAAGGGAAGGAUGCUCAAUCGUCGCCGGAAACCGCCGGACUGGGUCCCACACCGGAGGUAGAACGCCGUCGCUGCUGUAAGAGUAACUAGCGCCAGAGGAGGAAAAAUGCCGGGGUGAUUGCUAGGCUAUGUCUCCGAGUCUCCGUCUGGUCCUUAGAUUAUCAACCGGUCAUCCCUUCCAUCGUGAAGGAGUUAAAAGGUGAUUGCGGUGAAGACCGAAAUAACAAGUUGAAUAAGAGUGUCAAGAUUCGAGGUGAUGAUGAAUAUGUUGAUUGAUGAUUUGCAUGGUCUUGAGAGCGGUUGAGAUAUACCUUAGUCAAACCUAGUCAAGAAUUAUUAUUCAAUUAUGUUAAACACUUGUUUUACUUUGUUUAAUUUUGUGAUUGCCUGUGCAUUCGGUUAAGAGAUGACCGGAUGUGGCGGUAACACCCAUUUCCCAAUUAAUGUUAUUUCCGCUGCAAAACGAUUUAUUUGUUUUGAAAGGAUAAAUCAAGUUUAUUAUGAAUAAAUAUAUUAUUUCAAGUAAUAUUUUGGGAGGGAAAAUGGG